UACAAAAUGGGCAGCCACAAGAUGGGCCAAGAAGAUUGAAGCCAGAAAAAGGAAAGCCAAGAUGACUGAUUUUGAUCAUUAUAAAGUAAUGAAGGUGAAGAAAAUGAGGAACAGAAUAAUCAAGAAUGAAGUUAAGAAGCUUCAGAGGGCAGCUAUCCUGAAAGCUUCUCCCCAAAAGACACCUGUUGCUAAGGCUGCAGUUGCAGCUGCAGCAACAGCAGCAGCUGCUGCUAAAGCUAAAAUUCCAGCAAAAAAGGUAACUCCAGCAGGCAAGAAGGCUCCGGCCCAAAAGGCUCCUUCCCAGAAAGCCUCAGGCCAGAAGGCAGCACCGCCUCCAAAAGCUCAGAAGAGUCAGAAAGCUCCAGCCCAGAAAGCACCUGCUCUGAAGGCAUCUGGCAACAAAGUGUAA
Molecule: messenger RNA, 409 nt
Organism: Marmota monax (woodchuck)
Lineage: Eukaryota; Metazoa; Chordata; Mammalia; Rodentia; Sciuridae
Product: large ribosomal subunit protein eL14-like
Exons: 1
Coding region: 62-409 (115 amino acids)
Source: RefSeq, a predicted model, not a curated record